Molecule: messenger RNA, 1069 nt
Organism: Cicer arietinum (chickpea)
Lineage: Eukaryota; Viridiplantae; Streptophyta; Magnoliopsida; Fabales; Fabaceae
Product: brassinosteroid-responsive RING protein 1-like
Biological process (GO): protein ubiquitination
Molecular function (GO): ubiquitin protein ligase activity
Source: RefSeq, a predicted model, not a curated record
AAUUUUUUAUUUCCUUGAUUGUUCUUUAAAAUUUAAAAAAGUUGAAUACAUUAGUUUUCCUUUUAUUGCACAUUUUAUUUAGGAUUUCCAUUAUUUAAUUACCUUUACGAUGCAACUUUUUGUUCCACCGGCCUCUUAACCAGAUCACCUGAUUUGUUCACCAAUAUAUAUAUAACCACCCACCACACCUUCAAUUAUCGAAAACUCGAAAACUUCAUUCAUCUCUCUCUCUCUAACUUCUCUCUCUAAAAUUCAAAGGAAUCAAGGAAGCUCCUUCGAAAAUGGGAUUCCCCGUAGGGUACCCUGAAGUAUCCGUCCCCAAAGUCUUCCUCUACAUUCUUUCUCUCCUCGCUUUUCUAAGAUCCCUAGCUCUCUCCUUCAUUUCUCUUCUCCAUCUCUCCGACCUCCUCGACACCGAUUUCUCCGCCGCUACCCUACCGGAAUCAAACUCCCACCGUCCCACCCUCUCGGCAAUCCUCAUCUGUGAAUUCCUCCCAGUCGUAAGUUUCAGCAAAAUUGCUGGAGAUUCGCCGCCGUCGGGGUGUGCGGUGUGUCUGAACGAGUUUGCCGGAGAGGAAGAGAUCAGGUGUAUGGCGAACUGCAGACAUAUAUUCCACCGGACGUGUGUGGACCGUUGGAUUGAUCAUGAUCAGAAGCUGUGCCCACUUUGUAGGACCCACUUCGUGCCUGAUCAUAAAAUGGAAUAUUAUAAUCAACGGCUGUGGGCUGCUUCUGAAUCUGAAGAUGAUGUUUCUCUUUUUUCUCAACGCGCGUGAUGACUACAUUGCUACCGCUUCAUACUGAGUUUUUUUUUUUUUACCUUUUUGACUUUUUUUUUUCUCCUCAUAUUUUUCUGGGAGUUUUUUUCCUUUUAUAUACAUGUUUUUGGGCUGGUAUGUGACUUUGUAUAUAAAUUAUUAAACCAAAAAUAUAAUAAAUGUUUCCAUGAUAGUAAGAGAAAUUAAAGACUUGGAAAUCCUAUAAUUUGAUCUAGAGAUAAAAGGAUGGUAUUAGUCUCGUCAGAAUGAAACAAAUAUAAAUAUAAGUGAGUCUGAAAAUAUUCUAUAAA